GACCAGGUGACUCACUAUAAUGGCACCAUUCGCGAAAAGCCUGAGAGUGAGGCUGAGGCGCGAGCCUAUCUCAAGAGCUAUGAGACGGCCCCUGCCUGCACUGUCAGCAGUGUUGUCAUCACUGACCUAGCCACGGGCACACAGGUUGAUGGCGUCGACAUUGCCCGCCAGUGGUUCAAGCCCAUCCCCACAGAGAUUGUGGAUCAGCUGCUGGCCAAAGGUGAUGUUUAUCAUUGUUGUGGUGGAUUUUUGAUCGAUGACCCCUUGAUCGAGCCCUAUCUGGACAAGCGCGAAGGCGAUGAAGAUUCCAUUAUCGGUCUGCCCAUGCGCUUGGUCAACAGUCUGCUUGAACAGCUACAACAGCAACUGGCGACCACACCCUAG
Monosiga brevicollis MX1 is the source of this 384-nucleotide messenger RNA. RefSeq lists its product as uncharacterized. Gene Ontology annotation, molecular function: nucleoside triphosphate diphosphatase activity. Lineage: Eukaryota; Choanoflagellata; Craspedida; Salpingoecidae. The annotation marks the transcript as partial. The transcript has 2 exons. The record is from RefSeq and is a predicted model, not a curated record.